CUAUACUAUUGCCACCUAAGUCGUGUUGCUUCUCUGCCCGUCCUAUAUUUACUACAUCUAUAUAUACAUAGGCUAAGUGCACAUCAAUUUCAAGUCAUCAAUGUGCUAAGUUAGAUUCAUUUUCCUGAAAACUUUACCUCUAAUAUUGCACAAUAAGCUUAGCCAAAGAUGACAAAAAUAACAAAACGUUUAGCUUAUAUGUUCUUGUUCCUGUUUCUCAUUUCUGGAACAAGUUCAAUACAAUUGAUAUUCAAAAACAAAUGCUCUUACACUGUAUGGCCAGGGACCUUAACAGGCACUGGGCCACAAUUACCAUCAACCGGCUUCACUUUGGAGUCUGGUGCUUCCUACACUCUUGCUGCCCUCCCUUCUUGGUCGGGUCGCAUUUGGGCUCGAACACGUUGCUCCCUUGAUGCUGUCACGCAAAAGUUCGUUUGUGGUACUGCGGAUUGUGCAUCAGGUCAAAUAUCUUGCAACGGAGCUGGGGGAAUCCCGCCCGCCACCCUAGUGGAAUUCACCCUAAAUGGGUAUGACAAUACAGAUUUCUACGACGUAAGUCUAGUUGAUGGAUACAAUUUGCCGGUGUCGGUAUUGCCCGUGAAUAGCAAACGUUGUAACUCAACAGGGUGCCCCGCGGAUGUGAACAAAUCAUGCCCACCGGAGUUGCAAGACAAAGAUUCUCAUGUAGGUGAUGUUAAAGCAUGUAAGAGUGCAUGCUUAGCCUUCAAUAAGCCGGAGUUUUGCUGCACUGGGGCAUAUAGUAGGCCACAAACAUGCCCUCCAACCAAAUAUUCCAAGUUUUUCAAGGGGCUUUGUCCUCAAGCUUAUAGUUAUGCUUAUGAUGAUACCACUAGUACUUUCACAUGUCCUAGUGGAUCAACGGAUUAUAUAAUCACCUUUUGCCCUUAGUUGUAUACUCUUAUUCAUGAGAUGUGAUAAAAUCAUUGUAAUGACUAAUAGUCGUCUUUAUAGCAACACAUUGAAUUAUUGAACUUACAAACAUAAA
Beta vulgaris subsp. vulgaris (sugar beet) is the source of this 1006-nucleotide messenger RNA. RefSeq names its product thaumatin-like protein 1b. Gene Ontology annotation, cellular component: extracellular region. The record is from RefSeq and is a predicted model, not a curated record. The transcript has 3 exons. NCBI's taxonomy places the organism in Eukaryota, Viridiplantae, Streptophyta, Magnoliopsida, Caryophyllales, Amaranthaceae. Bases 169 to 909 code for a protein of 246 amino acids. Gene Ontology annotation, biological process: defense response.